This is a messenger RNA of Mesorhabditis belari, 558 nucleotides long. The record is from the annotation of a GenBank genome assembly. NCBI's taxonomy places the organism in Eukaryota, Metazoa, Nematoda, Chromadorea, Rhabditida, Rhabditidae.
AUGAGCGAAGGCGAAUCGGAUUUCUCGUCGCCGGGCUGUAGCCCAAACACCCAAUCACGAGGUCAAUCUGAGAGACCCAAUCGGUUGUCAUUCUCAAUCGAACAAAUCCUUGCGCCUUCACCCUCUUCCCAACCUUCACCGAAUCCGGCUCUCAAUUUUUUUCCAUGUUCAGAUCUUGUUGGCCGACCAAGUUCAUCCAAUUCAACGAGUUUCCCUUUCCAAAUUGCUUCCGAUCCCCGUAAUCUCUUCCCAGCUUGGAUCUUUUGCACUCGUUAUUCGGAUCGACCCUCUGCUGGCCCUCGAACGAGACGACCGCGUAAACGAGAGUCACCAUCGGAAGAAGAAAGAAGACCGAGGACAGCUUUCACUCCACAACAAUUGCAACGACUCAGACAACAAUUCAUCGAUAAUCGGUACUUGACUGAAAAGAAACGGCAAGAGCUAGCGCACGAGCUUGGCCUCAACGAAUCGCAAAUCAAGAUCUGGUUUCAGAAUAAACGAGCUAAACUGAAGAAAGCGAGCUCGGAUAUCCCUUCACCGAACUAUUUAGCGAACGAA